AUGUUAAGUAGGCUUCACAGUGGCCUUAAGGUCCUUCUAGUCCUUGACAAUGUUGAUCAAUUUGAGCAAUUGCAGGAAUUAGAGGUACUAAAAUAUGCUCAAAAUCUUCCAUUAGCAAUUGAAGUAGUGGGCUCUUUCUUGUGUACUCGAGAUGCUACUCAAUGGAGAGAUGCUCUUGAUAGAUUGAAGAACAAUCCAGACCGUAAAAUUAUGGACGUGCUCCAGAUUAGUUUUGAUGGAUUACAACAUGAGGAGAAGGAAAUAUUUCUGCACAUUGCUUGUUUUUUCAAAGGGGAGAGGGAAGAUUAUGUAAGGAGAAUUCUUGAUGCAUGUGGAUUGUAUCCUCACAUAGGAAUUCAAAGAGUUAUUGAGAAGUCCCUCAUUACCAUUAAAAACCAAGAGAUUCAUAUGCAUGAUAUGUUACAAGAACUGGGGAAGAAAAUUGUUCGGGACAGGUUUUUAGACGAUCCAGGAUUGUGGAGCAGAGUAUGGCGAUGCAAUGAUUUCUAUCACGUCUUGAAGACAAAAACGGGAACAAACAAUAAUGUUAAAGCCAUAGUUCUGGAUCAAAAGGAAAAUUUCCCCGAAUGCGUGGCCGAAGGAUUUUCAAAUCUGAGCAACCUUGCACUUCUCAUAUUGUAUCAUAACAACUUUUCAGGAAAUUUGGAUUUUCUUUCCAACAACUUGCGAUAUCUUUUGUGGCAUGGAUACCCUUUUACUUCUUUGCCGUCAAAUUUUGAGGCACGUUAUCUUGUGGAAUUGAAUAUGCCUGAUAGUAGCAUUCAACGGCUGUGGGACGGUCGCAAGGAACUACCUAAUUUGAAAAGGAUGGAUUUGAGCAACUCCAAGUAUCUUAUAGAGACUCCAAAGUUUUUUUGGACCCCAAAACUGGAGCGGCUAGAUUUUACAGGAUGCACAAACUUAAUACAGGUCCAUCCAUCAAUUGGACAUCUUACAGAACUUGUUUUCUUAAGUUUGCAAAACUGCAGCAGUUUGGUUGACCUUGAUUUUGGUAGUGUAUUAAGAUUAAGUUCUUUGAGAGUUCUACGCCUUUCUGGUUGCACAAAACUUGAAAAGACGCCUGAUUUUACUGGGGCAUCAAAUCUUGAGUACCUUGAUAUGGAUGAAUGUACAACUUUAUCCAAAGUUCAUGAAUCUACUGGUGAUUUGGCAAAGCUUAAAUUUUUGAGUUUGAGAAACUGCACAAAUCUGAUUGAAAUGCCCGAUAGGAUUAAGAGGAUGGCAUCCCUUGUAACUCUAGAUUUUUGCGGUUGCUCGAGUCUAACAAUUCUACCCCCGAAAUGGACUCAUACUGAUCAUAUGAGAUCUUUGACUUUUUUAGAUUUAAGUUUCUGCAAUCUUCAUGAACUACCCGAUAAUAUUGGAACGUUAAAGACAUUAGAAAGAGUAAAUCUACAAGGAAACAAAUUUCAUUCACUACCUGAUAGUUUCUAUGCUCUUGGUCGCCUAACAUAUCUAAACUUAUCUCAUUGCCACGAGUUUCAAAAUAAUAUUGGAUGCCUAGAGUCAUCAAGUUCCCCAGGAAGAUAUCCUUUAAUAACAGCGGGAUCUCGUAAUCCUAGGUCAGGAUUAUAUAUAUUUGACUGCCCCAAGAUCACGAGUUUUCCCGAAAACCAAAUCAUGGAAGCCAUAUAUUUACGAAUUCUGCGUAAGAAUCCCCUGGGUAGCUAUGACGUCGUUAUUCCUUGGGAUUGGAAAAACAUUGAUUUUUCGCCUAGUUGUAUUCCAGGAUGGUUCAGUCACCAAUUUGAUGGUGGUUCAAUAGUAAGGAUAGUAGAUUUUAAUAAGUUUGACGCGAAGUUUGGCUUUGCCUUCUGUGUGGCAUUUGAGGUAAACAAUCGUCCUGCAAAUUCUGGUUCUCCACCGGAUUCAUUUUCCUCAGCACUCCCACAUCCUUUUUAUCUUUCUUUUGAAAGUGAACACACAGAGGAACGUUUCGAUAUGCCGCUCAGUUUGGAUUUGAACAAAAUUGAUGGCUCCAAACAUCUUUGGCUAAUCUAUAUCUCUCAAGAGCACUGCCAUUUUUUAAAAACUGGAGCACAUAUCACAUUUAAAGCCUGUCAAGGUUUGUUCAUAAAGAAAUGGGGAGUGCGCGGGCUAUUGAAGAAUCAAGUGAGAGAUUUUCCCUCCCGCUUAUACUUAUCGGACACUGUUGAACCCCAACUUUUCUUAUAUCAUGUACAAGAAACCAGCAUUAAGUCUGGUCCUAAAAUCCAGCUUCCUUACAAUUGGUUGGUUACUGAAGAGGAAGAAGUUGAGAUUUCUCGAGCCAAGUCAAAAGAAACUGAUCUUUCUAAUCUGGGCCUUUAG
Messenger RNA from Vicia faba (fava bean), 2331 nucleotides. The record is from the annotation of a GenBank genome assembly. NCBI's taxonomy places the organism in Eukaryota, Viridiplantae, Streptophyta, Magnoliopsida, Fabales, Fabaceae.